AUGCACAAAUUUAAUGUCAAGCACUUUACUCAGUACAUUACUGUCCUCUGUAAAUUGGGAAACACGAACAAGGCCUGGGACCUUUUACAUUCGGCCAUUACUCAACACUGUCCUCUCGAUGCCGUAUCCUUCACCGCGCUUUUGGGUGGCCUUGGAAACUCUGGUGAUAUCCCUCGAAUCAACACCCUUCUUGUUGAAAUGAAAGAGAUGGAAAUACAUCCAGAUGUUGUCACUUAUACCACCCUUGUAAAGUCUUUGUGUAAAUGGGAUCGAAUAGAGGAAGCACUUGGGGUUUUCCACAGAAUAAGGCUCGUUCAUUGUUUUCCUAAUAUUGUUACAUACAACACCCUAAUUGAUGGGAUAUGUAAAAGAGGUAGAAUAGUUGAAGCUCUUGUUUUAUUUGCUGAGAUGAUACAAACUGACAUUUCUCUUGAUAUUAUUUCAGGCAAUACCCUAAUUAAUGGUCUCUGCAAGGUGGGAAGGGAAGAUGAAGCUCUAAGGUUGUUAGCUGGAAUUAAAAAUAGUUACUGCUCCCCAAAUAUUGUUACAUACAACACCUUGAUUGAUGGUCUUUGCAAAGUAGAAAGAAUAGAUGAAGCUCUAGGAUUAGUAGGUAAAAUGUUACAAGACGGCCAUUUUCUUAACCACUAUACUUAUAAUAGUCUGAUAAAUGGCUUUUGCAAGGCUGGACAAACAGACAAAGCCUACAAUCUGUUUGUACAAAUGAUGGAGUUUGGUCCUUUGCCCAAUGUAGUGACAUUUAAUACAGUUAUUGAUGGAUUGUGCAAAGAUGGUAGGAUGGACAAGGCUUGGGAUUGUUUUCAUAACAUGACCAGAAGGGGUUUACAGCCGAACGUGAUUACUUAUAAUUCUUUGAUACGCAGCCUAUGUGAAUUGCAUGAGGUGAAAAAGGCUCAAAAGUUGUUUAAAAAUAUGCUAAGCAAAAGCUGCUCCCCAGAUGUUGUUACCUACAACAUUCUAAUUGGUGAUUUAUGUCAGAAUAACAGGGCAAAGGAAUUAUUUUCACUUAUUUUUGAGAUGGAAAAUAGGGGACAUCUUCCUAAUGUAAUUACGUAUAAUACUCUAAUCUGUGCAUUUUGUAGAACGAGAGAAAUGAACAUGGUAGGAAAGGUUUUAGAAGAGAUGGCGACAAGGGAUUUGAAGUUUGAUGAAGUGACAUACAACAAAGUAAUUGAUGGCAUGUGCAAGGCAGGAGAUUUUUCUAGAGCAUAUUCACUCUUUAAUAAGAUGCUAGAUGAAGGCUUGACUCCUAAUGUAGUCACUUAUACCUGUCUGAUUGACGGCCAUUGCAAAAUUGGUGAAAUGGAGAAGGCCUUUAAGUAUUUUUUAAACAUGAAAGUGAUUGGUAUUAUUCCGGAUGUUGUAACCUAUAAUACAUUGAUUGAUUUUUUCUGCAAGGAAAACAAACUUGACAUUGCUUUCUCAAUGUUGUAUGAGAUGAGAUCAAAGUAUUUAGUUCCAAAUGUUUUAAUCUACAAUACAUUAUUAUCCACCUUCCGUGAAAGACAUGACCUUGAAAAAACGUUUUGGGUGAUGGAUCAAAUGAAGAAAGAAGGUUGUGCUCCAGGUGAUUCAACUGUCCAGAUACUUGACUGGCUAGUUGAAGUUGGUCAAAUGCAAAAAUUAAAGGACUUUGUAAAUGAUGAUUCUUUUAUUAUUUCUAGGGCAAGGUAG
Molecule: messenger RNA, 1695 nt
Organism: Cryptomeria japonica (Japanese cedar)
Lineage: Eukaryota; Viridiplantae; Streptophyta; Pinopsida; Cupressales; Cupressaceae
Product: pentatricopeptide repeat-containing protein At5g64320, mitochondrial-like
Exons: 1
Coding region: 1-1695 (564 amino acids)
Molecular function (GO): protein binding
Source: RefSeq, a predicted model, not a curated record